Molecule: messenger RNA, 1581 nt
Organism: Brugia pahangi
Lineage: Eukaryota; Metazoa; Nematoda; Chromadorea; Rhabditida; Onchocercidae
Source: the annotation of a GenBank genome assembly
AUGGUUAAAUCAUUGUUCAAUAUUUGUUUGGCAGCUACGUGCCAGCAUAACUUAUAUGGAUAUUUGGCUGAUUUGCCAACAUCUUGUAAACAGCGUUUGCUCGAAUUCUUUAGCUCACAUGACCAGUUAUUUUUAUCAGAAUGCGCUCAACUUGUAUCAUCACCUUCAUUUGGAAGAAAUCUUACGGAAUUACGUUUUUAUCUGAGCGAUCAAGUGACUGAUAGUGUUCUGGAAGCCAUUGCGGCUCAUAAUCGUGCACUUCAACAAAUUGCAAUUAUUUUUUGUCAAAACAUCACUGACAAGUUAACGACUCUAUUUUCUCGAAGUUUAUUUAAAGGUAUUCGUGCAAUAACAAGUGGACAACGAAAAAUCGAGAAAUUGGAAUUUAGAGCUUUGAAGAAGCUUACAUCAAAUGGUUUAUCACUGAUAAAGUCAAAUUUCUUACACACAGUCGAUCUAAGUUCUUGCAUAAAGAUCAAAAGCGAUGGGAUCUAUCAGCUUGUUUAUUUAAAUCGUAACAUUCACUGUUUGUAUUUGAAUAGCUGCAGAGGUCUAAAUGAUCAAGCACUUUAUGAUAUCGCACACUAUCUCGGAGAAAAAUUAUCUGUUUUGGAGUUGGAUUUUUUACCAAAUGUAAUCGAUCCAUCUUCUGCUCUAUUUUAUUUGAGUCGUAAUUGUCCAAACAUCAAGCAGUUAUCGCUUUGUCGUUUUUUCGAGGUAGGGAGAGAGCUUACACUAAUGCCUGAAUACAGAAUUGCUGGUGUAGGACUGCGUGAUGUUGAUUUACAUGGGAACUAUUUUUUCACUUUACCUCUCUUACCACCAACGGUAAACAGAAUACGGUUGUCAGUAUGCGGCGAUGAGGACGUGAAUAGUUUAAUUGAUCGUUUGGAGAUGUUACCUCAACUGACGAGUAUUCAUCUACAGAUGAACUGCAAGGAACCAAGCUGGCGAUGUGUAGAAGAUGCUAAUUCAUUUCUACGUUCUAUCUUGCCUUAUAUUGGAAGCAAAAUAACGCGGCUUCAUAUAUCGCUGCCAACGAUUAUUGAUGGUGUCUUCAGUUUGAUAACACAGUGUCUACCAAAUUUAAGUCAUUUGGCACUUGACGUCAAGCACAUCAACAACAAACUACUGCGGUUAUUCUUUACUGGUGGAAUUCAUUCGCCAGGUUCAAGAUUGCGAUCGCUGAAACUUUGCCGUCUUCGAACAACUUACAGAGCUUUGUUUGCGAUUGCGCGUGGCGCACAUUCAAUCACGGACUUAGAGGUGUCGCACAUCCCUUGUGUUGAUGAUCGCUUCUUGGCUUUAUUAGCAGAUAAUUGCAUGGGUUUGAAAAAUAUUAAUUUGAAUGGUUGUAGAUAUGUCACCGACAAAGGACUUGCUGCCUUGGCGCGGAAGUGUUGUUUAAAGGAAGUGCGAAUUCGUGCAACGUCAUGUACAGACAAGUCAAUAUAUUUGCUGGCGCAGUUUUGUCCUGACCUUGAAUGGAUAUCACACGCUGAUUUUAGCGGACGUCCAAAGUUCAGUGAUAAAGCAUUACAGUGUCUCAAAGAUUCCUGUGUGCAAAGGGUUAUUUGUUGA